GAAUAAGGGUUUAGGCGUAAUUUUACGCAAAUUCCGGGGGAAGUUGAAGUUCCGCGGAAAUUUAAACGCGCGGAAAUGUGGAGCGAUGUGUCAACAAUGUACGCUCUUAUCCAGUGAAGUCUCUUCUGUUAUUGCUUAAAACGAACUGAACUUCCAAAAACACAUUAGAUAAAUGCGUUAACAUGGACAGAUACGUGGUUGUGGUGACAUUUAAUCUGGAAUCAGAUGGAAGUUCCAAAGACUACAAAGGACUGCAGACCGCGAAACAGAUUUAUGACAAACUCAAAGAAAUCUCUGCUUCAAAGUACAUGACUGAUGUAUCACCGAUGCCAGCUUGCUCUCUCAGUGGUAAACCCGUCCCUCAGAAAUGGUUCUUUUCUCUCCAAGCCUGUUGUGGGUCAACUCAGUUUUGUAGCUCUGAGUGGGAGGAACUGGUUGAGAGCUCUCAGAAGAGCGACAGUGAGGAGGUUGGACCCUCAGCUCUUGAGGCAUGUCUCACUGCUGUGGAGGAACAGGAAGAGCAAACGGAGCAGCCAUCCAUCAAAGAGCUUUUAGAAGAGGCAGCAGACGGUCUCCACCUGCUAGCAGACAAGCUCCCUCUCCCAGGGAGGUCUCUUUUAGAUGUCAUUUUUCUAUGUGUGGAUAAGGAGGCUCCUACCAUGAAGCACUUCCUGCCUCUCGUUGGCUCCCUGAAGCACAUGCAGUCCUGGCACUCAGCCAAGAUGACCAUGGUCACAGAGCACAGAGAGGGGUGGCAGAAAGAAGCGCUGUACCUCAUGGCGAGAGUGUGUGACAGCAGCGACGUGCUGAGCUGCCUGGACGAGAGGGAGGUGUGGAGAGGAGCAGUGCUCAUCCGAGAGAAGAAGAUGGCCUCUGAGGUGCGGUUCGAGGGGUUCUGCCUAAAGAGGAUCCACGCCCGAGGCUCCUGGAGCGUCGGUACCCACGGCUACACAGACCAUCAGCUCCCAGGCGAGGUGUUCCACUACUACCAGCCAACCUUAAACCUGGUCCAGCUAGUAUUGGUCUCGGAUCUACCAGUGUUCUCAUGGUCCAGCACAGAGUUCGAACUCGGCCUGGUCUCAAGGUCGACGCGAGCCCGGAUGCUUCUGGAUCAGCUCGCCACUCUCCGGGGAAAGGUAGCAGCGCUGUUCUCUCUGUCCUGUGUGGUCAGCGCCCUGGCGAUGCCCUCUGCCUCUCAGCUCAGCACACACAGGUGGAAGGAGUUCAUGGCCAAACGGCCCAAAGCCCUCUCAGUUCCUGAAGUGGAGGUCAAAGGCGAGAUGGCACACUACUUCCUGCUGGUCCAGGGGACAGCUGAAGGUGGCUGCAGAGCACGAAUGAUCCACUCGGCCAAUCAAAUGAACGGAGCUGCUGCGCUGGAAACGGUCAACGCUCUCAUGCGGAGAAAUGAUUCGCCAUCGUCAGGUCAAAGCACAGUGGACUGGCUGCGGUCCUUGCCCUGUAUCCGUGGUGACGAGCUCCUGCGGCAGGAGAAGUGUCUGGCUAAGGUGCAGACUCUUGUCCUGAAGGAAUGUCUCAGUAGGAGAGAGGAGGCCCAGAUGUCUGCUGCGAUGCCUGCCAGCCACUUGUGGACGGUGCUGAGUCUGGCGCGGGAGCAGUUCUUCAGCAUGCAGCCGACCGCACUGUCCAAAGGGUCCCCCAGCCCUCAGGCCCAGGAGCAGGAGCAGGAGCAGGGGCAGGAGCAGGAGCAGGAGCAGGGCCGCUCCCUUGAGGACUCACGCAGAGGCCCUACCUCAGCCUGGCCGGAAAGGAGUGUGCUCCACAACUAUGAGAAGCUGAGGAGUCGACGACAGAAGUCCAGGAGUGGAAUUCUGGCCUCCAGCUCCGAGAGCCUGAUGGCUCCUAAGGAUGUCCAGAGAGAUAGCUCCUCGCUUCUGGACGCCACGGAGCUGCUCAAGUACUUCACCCCCGAGGGCCAGCCCAUAGCUCCACUUCAGCCCCUGCUGCUGCUGAGGGGGGAGAAUGCAUUCCUGUUGUCUCCAAACCUCACCCCCAAGAAGGUGAGCCAGCUGCCCUUCAGGAAAGCCACGCGCUCCCAUUACCAUGGCAUCGAGUUCUGUCUGGAUGAGCUCGGAGCUCUGGAGCGAGACCGUGGCAUGGUCCGGCUGCAGGCCCGUCUCAUCCGCUACGAGACGCACACCACCUGCUCCAAGGAGCCCUGCCCCAUCCCGUUCGCGCUCAGUCCCGCCCCCUCCCCGGCCGUCCUAUCCGAGCCUGGCAGCGUGCCAGACGGAGAGAGCCUCGCCCAGGUCGAGCUGCCCCGCCUCAAACGCCACGCCCGCGACCCAGACCACCACAGCUACCCACACAAGAGACUGGCUAAAUCAGAAAGUGGGGAGGGUCCAGGCUCUCACAGUAGCACCAGCAGUGGCUUCGGCCCAUUGGGGGCCUCACGGGCCCUCAGACAGCAGACACGGCCCCAGUCCACAUCAGGGGCCUCCAGGAGCACUGCCCGAGGGGCCACGGAGUCUCAGGAGGAGGCGCCGCCGCAACAGAGCCAGAAGCCCACCGAGGGCCGAGGCGAGUCCCGCUCACAGAAACACUACAGAAUGCUGAAAGAGGUGGUGAUGAAGACUCUGAAGCAGCACGGGAUCAGCGGCCAGCAUCAGGCCUUUGAAGCCUGCAGUCAGAGGCUGUUUGAGAUCUCAAAGUUCUACCUCAAGGAUCUGAAGACGUCGAGAGGACUCCACGAGGAGAUGAAGAAGGCUGCCAGUAGCAAUGCUAAGCAGGUGAUUGACUGGGUGCUGGAGAAAGCCUCAAAGACAUGAGAGGACCCAGCCCCUGCAUUCUGCCCUGACCCUCUGCUGGGUUGACCUCUGGGGGUGGCCAGCUGGCACUGGCAGGCUGGCUGAAGGCCAUGGGACCGGGGGCACUGACCGCAGCUAGCCUGGAGUGAGGACAAGCCAGUGUGAGCUGCCCUCUGACAGGCUUCAGUCGUGUCAUUGACCGAUGAUUGCCAAGAGCCAUGCACACUGUGUGCUCUGUUCUGUUCUGUUCUGUCCUUAUUGUCUACAUGCCUUUGUAUUUAUUAUUGUUGUUGCUGUGUGUGUCUUUGUGUGUCAUCUGUGAAUUAAAGGAAUUCAUUUUAUGUGGAUGCAGUCAUGUGCUUCCUGAGGUGAUGUCUGGAGACGUCUGGCUAUCUGAGAAGGUCCUGUGUUCAUCACAACACGUCACAACACGUACUGUACUGAGGCACGGGGGAGGGGGGUUGUUGUGUGUGUCAUGGCCACCCUUUUUUUCAAAAUAACAAAAGAGGUUAAUCAUUUUAUUAGUAUUUUAAAAAUAAUUUUAUGUGUUUUUAUUUAAUGUUUUUUUUUCCACACUACAUAUAUGGGCAGAGGACUCAAGAAGGGCUUCCUAUUUGGCCUUCCCUACUCAUGCAGACAUAAAUCUAGUUAUACAUAGGGGACUCAGCU
Molecule: messenger RNA, 3437 nt
Organism: Clupea harengus (Atlantic herring)
Lineage: Eukaryota; Metazoa; Chordata; Actinopteri; Clupeiformes; Clupeidae
Gene: mtbp
Product: MDM2 binding protein
Exons: 23
Coding region: 183-2789 (868 amino acids)
Biological process (GO): regulation of protein ubiquitination; traversing start control point of mitotic cell cycle; protein localization to kinetochore
Cellular component (GO): kinetochore
Source: RefSeq, a predicted model, not a curated record